This is a messenger RNA of Spodoptera exigua (beet armyworm), 1694 nucleotides long. Lineage: Eukaryota; Metazoa; Arthropoda; Insecta; Lepidoptera; Noctuidae. The record is from the annotation of a GenBank genome assembly.
CGUCACUCAAGGUUGAGUUGAAGGUGUCACUUGUCUAUUUGUCUUACGAUUCUGCCGUAUUUACAAAUCGAAUCUAACCAAAUUUAACACGGUUCAAUGAUUUCGAAUUACGUGGUGAAAAACUAAUUAGAGUAAUAAUGGUUAAGAUAAUUUUUCUCCACCCUGAUUUGGGUAUUGGUGGUGCUGAACGGUUAGUUUUAGACGCUGCACUUGCUUUCAAGAAUAAAGGCCACGAUGUAGCCUUUUACACAAACCAUCACGAUCCUACGCACUGCUUCGCUGAGACACGAGAUGGAACGUUUCCUGUAUCGGUGGUCGGCGACUGGAUACCUCGCUCUAUAUUCGGUAGAUUCAAAGCUGCGUGUGCUUAUGUACGCAUGGUGUACGCCGCUGUUUACAUGGCAUGGUACGUGAUACCGACUGAAGAACCAACUCUCAUAUUCUGCGACCUCAUAUCUCUAUGCAUUCCAUUUUUGAAAAUGGCUAGAGGACCAUUCCGCGUGGUGUUUUAUUGUCAUCAUCCCGAUAAACUACUCUCUUCUGAAGGAGGGUUGUUGAAAAAGUUGUACAGGGCACCACUGAACUGGUUGGAAGAACUAACGACUGCACAGGCAGACAAAGUCCUAGUGAAUAGUAAAUAUACUGCAAGGGUUUACCAGGAUGCAUUCCAGAGGAUCAAAGAAAUACCUGAUAUUUGCUAUCCAUCUAUAAAUACUGAAUACUUUAAGAUGACAACACCAAAACCUUUGAAGGAGGUUGUUCCUGUGGGGACUGAUAAGUUUAUAUUCUUGUCAAUAAAUAGAUAUGAGAGGAAGAAGAAUCUUCAAUUAGCAAUAAGAGCUUUUGAGCAUUUGAAGCAUAUUUUGAAUGAGGCUGAUUGGAACAGGGUGCAUUUAAUAAUGGCAGGAGGAUUUGACCCUAUAAAUUUAGAGAAUAUGGAACAUUAUAUUGAGCUGACUGAUUUAGUGGCUGAGUUGGAUAUAGAGGAUAAGGUAACAUUUAUGAAAUCUCCCAAAGAUGAUGAGAAAGUCUCUCUGUUGUACAACUGCAGAGCUUUGGUGUAUACUCCAUCAAAUGAGCAUUUUGGCAUUGUUCCAUUAGAGGCUAUGUACUUCAAGAAGCCAGUGAUUGCUGUGAACAGUGGUGGACCAACGGAGACAAUAGUGAAUGAAGUAACAGGUUUUUUGUGCCAACCAAAUAGUAAAUCUUUUGCACAUGCCAUGAGCAAAUUGGUACUGAACCCAGAGCUCGGUGAGAAGCUUGGUGAGGCUGGAUUGAAGAGAUUUGAGACAAAAUUCUCCUUUGAUGCUUUUACGGAUCAGCUAGACGGUAUUUUGACUAGGGAGAGACAGAUUGUGUCUGAAGCGAGGGCCAUUGAGUAUGAGAACCGCAAACGUAAAUAACAGGAUGCAGGCACACCAACAAUAUGUGAUAUUGUUUGAGUGUGCACACUAAAGCUAAGCCAAAAGCCAAUGAAUGUUCUAAUGUCUGUGGUAAUUAGAAAACUUAAUAAAAAUCUCUCAAAGCUUACAUAACUAAAUUGUGAUGCUAUUAAAUGUUUUGUAAAUAAACUCAUGUACAUAUGUAUGUAUAAUUAUCUAGAAUGAGGGGCUUAGCUUAGGCACUGAUAGCUGAUACUGUAGUUAACAUCAAACAUUUGUAAAUGAUAUUAGAAACAGAAAUAUUAUUUGAUA